Messenger RNA from Cetraspora pellucida, 1542 nucleotides. The record is from the annotation of a GenBank genome assembly. Lineage: Eukaryota; Fungi; Glomeromycota; Glomeromycetes; Diversisporales; Gigasporaceae.
AUGGAGUCUGUUUCUUCUCAAAUUUCUCAACCUCUUUUAAAUUCUAAACAAAAGACUCCUUCCUAUCAAAGCAUAGAUAAUGAUGAAAUACUUGAGGAGGAAUGUUUGUCCCAAUGGGAUAUGAUUAAACUAACACUUUGCAUGGCCGGUUUACAAUUUGCAUUGUCAUUAGGGUUAUCACCUGAGCUGAUAGCUCUUGUAUGGUUUGCAGGACCACUGUCCGGAUUUGUGAUACAACCACUCGUUGGUGCAUUUAGCGACAAAUGCACCUCUAGAAUAGGUCGUCGAAGACCAUUCAUUAUUAUUGGAGGGUUGUUAGUUUGUAUAUCUAUGGUCUCUAUCGCUUAUUCAAAAGAAUGGGCUGCGGCCUUACUUGGAAAAAAAACAACUAUUAAAUCAAAUGACCAUGAGCUUAAAAACAUGGCAAUUAUUAUCGCAGUCGCUGGAUUUUAUUGUUUAGACUUUUCUUUAAAUGCUGUUCAAGCCUCCAUACGUGCUUUGAUUCUUGAUAUUCCUCCUGUUUAUCAGCAAGAAGCUGGUAAUGCAUGGGCUGGUAGAAUGUUGCAUAUUGGAAAUAUUGCUGGAUAUUUCACCGGAUUUUUAGAUUUAUUGGUUUUGUUUCCGUUCUUAGGAGACAGCCAACUUAAAGUUUUAUGUGUAAUCGCAUGUAUAGUGUUUACUCUAUCAUUACUUUACACAUGUUUAAAUGUCAGAGAAAAAGUAUAUGAACCUGUAGAUGAUGAUUCCAGAUAUCUUCCAUCUCCCAUUCAAAAAAUUUGUAACGUUCAAUUCUUUUCUUGGAUGGGUUGGUUUCCUUUUCUGUUUUUCAGCUCGAGUUGGAUAGCAUCUGUAUAUGCAAGAACCCAUUCGAUUGAUGAUCCUGAUUUCUUUGACAAGUCAACUCGAUAUGGAUCAUUUGCGUUGUUAAUGUAUUCAUGGAUUUCUUUUUUGGCCGGGUUUAUUAUUCCGCAGCUUACUCCAACAUCCCCUUCAAGCAAAAACCCUUUCACCAUUUACAACAUUUAUACAAUUUCUCACAUUUUGUUUGCUUUGAUAGCGUGGAGUACAUUAUUUGUUAAUAAUGUCGAACAGUCAAUCUUCCUUAUUGGUAGUUUUGGUAUUCCCUGGGCCAUAUCAAUGUGGAUACCAUUCGCAUUGGUUGGUGAGUACGUAAGGCAAGAAGAUGAAAUACAAAUACAAGAAAACACUGAAGUUAGACCAUUAACAAAUAAUGAUAUCGAGCAAGAAGCUUCUAUGAGUUUAGAGCUUUCUCCAACAUCAUCAUCUGCUGCUACUACUUUGCAUAGUGAAGAUGAAAAGUUUGCUUCAGGGAUGAUAUUGGGUGUACAUAAUUUAUAUAUUGUAUUACCUCAAUUAGUUGUAUCUUUAACCAGUUCUGUAAUUAUUAAGCUGAUAAAUGAUAUUUCUGGUGCAGAUAAUAAUGAUGCAUUUGGUUGGGUUUUUAGAUUUGGUGGUGCAAUGUCUAUAAUAGCUGCGAUAUUGUCACGAUAUCUCGAUAAAUUAAAUGUUUAUCGCAGAUAA